AUGGCCUACAAAUCAUCAGUUCUAAAUAAUGAAACAAAGCAAUCUGUUGGUACAAACGAUAAUGAAAAUAAAGAAAGUACAGCACUUAUUUGGUUUCAUCCAAAUAUCAGACCACGUGAAGACACUGAACAAGCAAAAGAACAACUUCGUCUUAUUAAUAAUUAUGUUAUUUUUUCUAAUGAUCUUGAACACUGUAUUGAAUUAAUUGAAUCAAUUGAUAAAGAAAAAAUCUUUUUAAUAUCGUCAGGAGCAAAAGCAUCACAAAUUUUACCUCGAACUUCUUAUUUUCGUCAAAUUGAUUCAAUUUUUAUUUUUUCUACAAAAACAAAUCGAUAUGAAUAUUUAUUAAAUGAAUAUUCAAAAAUAAUUGGAAUUUAUUCUGAUAUUCAUAAUUUAUCUCAAUCAAUAAAAGAACAGAUUGAUCUUGUUAAUAAGCAAAUCGAAACAUUUUGUUUCUUUGAUCAACAUCAAACGUUAAUUAAAGAUUUAUCAAAAGAAUCAGCAGAAUUUCUAUGGUUUCAAUUAUUUAAUUAUGUUAUUACCCGUUUUCCACGAAAUCAACAAACAAAACAACAAAUAAUUCAAUUAUUUAAAGAAUAUUAUCAUGGAAAUACAAAAGAAAUUGAAUUAAUUAAUGAAUUUGAACAAUAUUAUCGAUCUGAAGAUGCAAUUCGAUGGUAUUCAAAACAAUCAUUUGUUUAUAAGUUAAUUAAUAAAGCAUUAAGAACUCAAGAUACUGAUUUCUUAUAUCAAUUUCGGUUUUUCAUUAGCGAUCUUUCUCAAAAUCUUCAACGUCAACAUAAAAAAUUAUUAUCAACAGAAAAUAUUUUAAAUGUUUAUCGAGGAGUUCAACUUAACAAAGACGUAUUUAAUCAAUUAAAAAAGAAUCAAGGAAAACUUAUUUCAAUAAAUGGAUAUCUUUCAACUACUCGAAGAAAAUCACGAGCACUCGCUUUUGCAAAGAAACCAACAAACAGAACUGAUGUCAUAUCUGUUCUUUUUCAUAUUCAAUGUGAUAUUAAACUAAUUGAUAAAAAUAUUAUUUUUGGUGAUAUUGCCCAAUUCACUGAAUAUCCAAAUGAACAAGAAGUUUUAUUUGAUUUAAAUGCUUGUUUUCAAAUUGAAUCUAUGCAAGAACAAGAAUCAUUACAAAUAAUUAAGAUGAAUCUUUCAAAUGAGGGACAAAAAAUUGCGAAAGACUUUAUUAAAUUAACACAAAAAGAUACAGAAGAAUUAAGUAUUUCGAUUAUUUUUGGAAGAUUAUUAUGUAAUUUAGGACAAUAUGACAAAUCACUUAAAUAUUUUCAACAAUUAUUUAAUGAUUCAAAUGAUGAAGAACGAGCUUGGAUUGAAUUUAAUAUCGGUCGAGCUUUUGACUUUAAAGGAGAAUGGAACGAAGCGCGAAAAUAUUAUGAUCGUGCAUAUGAUCGAAUGAUGAAGAAAAAACCAGCACGAACCAAAGAGUCUGCUCAUGUUCUCAUCAAUAUCGGUGCUAUACUUUCCGAUCAAAAAAAGUACAAUGAAGCUCUUGACUAUUAUCAACGAGCACUGAAAAUUCAAGAGCAGUUUUAUCCAUCUGAUCAUGUCGAUAUUGCUACAAGCCUCAACAACAUUGGUGUUGUUCUCUAUCGACAAAGAAAAUACGAUGAAGCUCUUGGUUAUUAUCAACGAGCACUAAAAAUUCAAGAGAAAUUUUAUUCGUCUGAUCAUGUCGAUAUUGCUCAUAGUUUCAACAACAUGGGUGUUAUUCUCUAUCAACAAAGAAAGUACGAUGAAGCUCUCGAUUAUUAUCAACGAGCAUUGAAAAUUCGAGAGAAAUUUUAUCCAUCUGGGCAUAUCACUACUGGUUCCAGUUUGAAUAAUAUUGGCAUUUGUUGUGAAAAACAGAAGAAGCAAAAAAUGGCACUUGACUAUUAUCAGCAUGCAUUGACUAUUUAUGAGAAGUGUGUUCCUGUUAACCAUGCAUCUCGACAGAGUAUCGAGAACAGUAUUCGCCGACUUACUGAAAAAAACUCAACUGAUUAA
This is a messenger RNA of Rotaria sp. Silwood2, 2025 nucleotides long. Lineage: Eukaryota; Metazoa; Rotifera; Eurotatoria; Philodinida; Philodinidae. The record is from the annotation of a GenBank genome assembly.